Messenger RNA from Penaeus chinensis, 2322 nucleotides. Its product is annotated as peptidyl-alpha-hydroxyglycine alpha-amidating lyase 2-like. Gene Ontology annotation, biological process: peptide metabolic process. Lineage: Eukaryota; Metazoa; Arthropoda; Malacostraca; Decapoda; Penaeidae. Gene Ontology annotation, cellular component: membrane; extracellular region. The transcript is spliced from 7 exons. The record is from RefSeq and is a predicted model, not a curated record. Bases 192 to 1292 code for a protein of 366 amino acids. Gene Ontology annotation, molecular function: catalytic activity; protein binding.
UUCAGACGCGCGAGCCCCUUGCGAGGCGACACAUCUCCUUCCUUGCCGUUCGCCGCCUCAGCACGCCCAAAGGAGAAUACGAAGAACCCACUUAAAGAAUUAAUUAAGAAGCGAAUAAGAAUUCCGGGCAGUGAUUCGCUGGAUGUUUAUCUAGGCCGUUUACAGAGACCGCGGGCCUAAACUCAGCCACCAUGUUCGUGCUGCGUCUGGUGGCCGCCAUAUGGUGCUGCUCGUACCUCGCCCUCACGCGGAAGAUCCCCUACUACGACACCUUCGACGAUGACUUCUACUCCGAACUGAGGAACCUGCUGGAGGAGCACCAGAGCGGGAAGGGCGCGCCCCCCGUGGCCCACCCCCGCGAAGUGCGCGGCUGGGGCGAGGAGCUUGGCAUCGGGCAGGUGGCGGGCGUGAGCGUGGACCCCGACGGCCACCCCGUCGUGUUCCACCGCGGAGGCAGAGUGUGGGACUACACUAGCUUCAACGCGACGCACCACUACCAGGAGGCGGCGCCCCUGGACGACGACGUGGUGGUGGUGCUGGACGCCCAGACGGGGCUGCCCCUCCGCUCGUGGGGGCGCGGCAAGUUCCUCCUGCCGCACGGCAUCACCGUCGACGCGCAGGGCAACACGUGGCUCACCGACGUCGGCCUCCACCAGGUCUUUAAGUUCCCCCUGGACGCCGAGGAGCCCAGCCUGACCCUGGGCCACGCGCGCAUGCCUGGCUCCGGAGACCACCACUUCUGCAAGCCCACGAGCGUCGCUGUGGCCGCGUCAGGAGAGUUCUUCGUCGCCGACGGAUACUGCAAUGGCCGGAUCCUUCGCUUCCAUGCUGACGGCACCCUUAUGGCUCAGUUCGGACACAUGGGGAGCGACGGCAGUUCCCGCGCCCUGUACGUGCCUCACGGCCUGGCGCUGGACGACAGCCGCGACGCCCUCUGCGUGGCCGACCGCGAGAACCGCCGAGUCCUGUGCCUAAGGGCAGGACUCCGGCACGUGGACGACUUCGGCGAGGCCUUCAUGACGCUACAGGAACCCAACCAGGGCCGUGUGUUCGACAUCGCCACCGUCAACGGCGUGGUGGUGGGCGUGGCCGGCAGCGAGGACGAAGGCGCAGCCACGGGAUUCACAGCCGACCUGAGCAACGGGAAAUUGCUGGACGCCUGGGGCCCGCUCGUGGGCUUCCACAACCCGCACGCCAUCGCCGUGAGCCGCGACGGGUCCGCCAUCUACGUCUCGGAGAUCGGGCCGAACCGCAUCUGGAAAUUCCUCCUGGAGAGUCCUGCAGCUUACUAAACAGGAUCCAUCGUCUGCAACUUUGUUUCUUGUUGCUUUCGAAAUGGCUCCCUUAGGGGGGGACCUUGAUAGAUAUAUAUUUGUAGAGAGAGAAACGAUUUUUCUGAGAAUAUUUCCCAGGUGCAAAAGAAUGCUUGAACGAUAGCUUGUUUGGAAACGGAAUACUCUGCAGAUAAUGCGAUCUUGAGAAAAAAUAUAUGAGGUAAUUCAAACAGGGCAAGGAAAAUAAGGGAAGAAUGCUAUUUUUAAGUUUAGAAAGAAGGGUUCAGAAUAGAUUACCCAAGAGGAAGUAAUGUUAUAUAUUCUAAAAAAACACACACCAUUCCUCUCUUGAAGAUUUAUCUUGUACAAAACAGUUAUUGUUCGAAAAUGUUUCCGGAGAAGGAAAAAGGGAGUGUGUUAACGGAUUACGAAAAUGGUCAAACAUAUAUUGAACACAUUAAGAAUAUCUGAAUCCCAACCAUUGUGGUCUAAAUAAGAAUUAAUGACGUUACAUAUUAUGUCAGAGCUUAGUGAAAUUCAGAUGGUGAUACAUUUGCAGUUAUAUUUCCAACUAACCACUUCUGGAUACAUCUUGCACUUCCCACUUGCACAAUUUAUAAUCAUUAAGCAUAUUUCAAGCAUUCAUCAUUCUUAUCAGUAUUAUCCAAUUCCUGAAUGCAACAAGACUGCCACAGCGUUUUAUAGCAUAACUGAUCGUGGCUCUCUUGUGUGUAAUAACAGAUGAAGAUCACUUUCUCAAAAGAAAGAAGGCAUUGCCGAGACUCUUCUGCGACGAGUAGCGCAAACAAUAUUAGUUGAAAUAUGAUCUUACAUCUCUCGAAAGAAUCUAGCUAGAUGAAUACAUAGCUUUAUCAGGAUUUUUCAAACAUAUCAUAUCAUGUAGAAAAGAUCUUUACAGUGCAUUAAAAGAUUCUGUUUAAAUAGAUUUAAUAUAGGUGGCUGAAAAUAAUGUUUGCGUAUCUAUAGAAAAAAAAACAAAUAUUGCCCUAGGUGGCACAUUGAAAUUUUGUUGCAAAUGGCAAGCUUA